Messenger RNA from Fimicolochytrium jonesii, 1410 nucleotides. RefSeq names its product major facilitator superfamily. Gene Ontology annotation, biological process: transmembrane transport. Gene Ontology annotation, cellular component: membrane. The transcript has 2 exons. The annotation marks the transcript as partial. Lineage: Eukaryota; Fungi; Chytridiomycota; Chytridiomycetes; Spizellomycetales; Powellomycetaceae. The record is from RefSeq and is a predicted model, not a curated record. Gene Ontology annotation, molecular function: transmembrane transporter activity.
GCUCAACUGCUGGAUGCUAUAAAUUUGUCCGGUGCUAGCGUCGCUUUGCCCCUGAUUCGCAAGGAUCUAGGGUUUUCCGUUAGCUCCCUGCAGUGGGUGAUAUCUGCGUAUGCCCUCACGUUCGGUGGCUUCUUGCUACUCACGGGUCGUCUCGGCGAUGUAUACGGCCACCGAAAGUUCUUCGUCGCUGGACUGGCAUGGUUUACAGUGUUUGCAGUGGUGUCUGGUUUGUCGACAUCAUCGACGAUGUUGAUCAUUGCUCGUGGUUUACAAGGCGUCGGUGCCGCAGCCACUAUCCCCAACGCCAUCGCCCUCAUUUUACGAGUCUACCCCAUUGGACGCUCCCGGAACCGCGCCAUGGCCAUGUUCUCCUCCACCGGAGCCGUCGGUUUCGUCGUGGGUCUCAUCAUCGGCGGUUCCGUCACUCAGAGCUCCCUAGGAUGGCGCUGGAUGUUCCACCUCUCCGCAAUCAUCUCCACCAUUCUCUUCGUCAUCGGCGUGGUCGUCAUCCCAGCGGAUCUGCCCGGGGAAGAGAAGAAGAAGGCCCCAACAAACGCCAGCGACGAAUCGCUCGUCUCACCGGUGACCGCCCCCGAGAAGAAGCAAUCAAUUGACUGGUUUGGCGGCCUCCUCUCCACCGGCUCUAUGCUCCUCCUCGUCUUCGUCCUCACCGACGCCAACAGCCGCGGCUGGGGUUCCCCGCUCAUCAUCUCCCUCCUCAUCGUCUCCAUCGUGGUGUUCGCCGCCUUCAUAUUCGUCGAGUUCAAGGUCGACAGCCCGCUGAUGCCGCCCGCCAUCUGGAAACUCCCCAACUUUGCCCCCGCAUUCGCCAUCGCCGCCUGCGUCAUGGCGUACUUCCAGGCAUACCUGUAUUUCAUGACCCUGAUCUUCCAGCAGAUCAUGGGCUACGACGCCCUGCAAACCGCGGUGCGUUACCUACCCGUGGGUAUCAUGGCCUCCGUCGUCGGACUCUUCUUUGGCGAGAAGAUCCUUCACUACCUCAACCCCAAGAUGGCCCUCGUCGGCGGUCUCGCCCUCGGCACCGUUGGCAACAUCAUCCUCGGAUUCUACCGCCACGAAGACCAGUACUGGUCUAUCCUCUUCCCGGCCUUCAUCGUCGGCAUCCUCGGCAUGUCCUCCACCUACGUCUCCGCCUCCGUCGUCGCGAUAAGCGUCGCGCCCAUGCAUCUGGUCGGAAUCGUCGGCGGGCUCCUCAACACCGGGUUCCAGAUUGGAGGUGGACUCGGACUCGCUAUCACUACCGUCGUCGCCACCUCCGUCAUACCGGACACGGAAACGGCCGAUAAUGAAACGUUGAUGAACGGGUACCACGCUGCCAUCUGGACCGCAUCGGGGAUCGUUCUCCUUGCACUUUUUGGCGCGAUCAUGUUUGUUAAGAACAUCCCCCCG